AUGGCACGACAAAAGAAGUUGAGUGAUGCAGAAAAAAAAUUAAAAAAGAAAGAGUAUGAUAGAAAAAGGCGAGAAAAAGAAAGAUUAAAAUAUUUAAAGAAAAUAGAGAAAGGUCAAGUAAAACCAGUUAUUCAUAUUAAUGCUAGAGAACUUAGACAAAAGCGAACACAAUGGAAAGAAAAUAGUAAAGUGUAUAGGAAUAAAAAAGCUAUAGCACACCAAAAUUUACAAAGAAUAAUUGAUGAUACACCUCCACAAAGUCCAGUAUCAGUUGUGCAGCAAAUGAGCGAAGAUGUAGCUGCUCGAAAUAAACGACAGAUGCGAAAGCGACGAGCUAUUUUGUAUGCAAAGAUUGCAAAUUUGGAAAAAAAAUUGAAGAAUGCAGUGAAGUUAAGCGAAAAAUAUAAGAAGAGAUAUUUGAGAAUGAAAACAAAAAAAACUGACCCAGAAUCGCCUGGAACUAAAGUAGAUGCGCUUCUAAAGAAUGUAAACGUUCUUGAGAGUGUGAAGAAGAAAUUACUUUUUGGAGAAGCGUUAACAAGAGAUAUAGAGACUAGUUACAAAGAUCUUGGAAAGAAACAUGAAAAAAAGAAAAAAUAUUACGAAAUGUUGAAAUUGAAAUCAUUGCAGAAAUAUAAGUUACUUUAUGAAUCGAAACCUUUUUUUAAACAUGAUAUUUUCAAAAGACAAAAGCCUCGAAAAAUAAGAGAUAAAAUGAUGAAGGUAAAGGACGAUGUAAUUAAAUUUUUGGAGAAAGAUGAAAACUUAAGGAUGUGCCCGGGGAAAAAAGACUAUCUUAAAUCCAAAAAUGGUAAAACUAAACAAAAGCGUGUUUUAUAUGAUACACUUCAUAAUUUACAUUAA
Molecule: messenger RNA, 864 nt
Organism: Psylliodes chrysocephalus
Lineage: Eukaryota; Metazoa; Arthropoda; Insecta; Coleoptera; Chrysomelidae
Source: the annotation of a GenBank genome assembly